Molecule: messenger RNA, 829 nt
Organism: Monomorium pharaonis (pharaoh ant)
Lineage: Eukaryota; Metazoa; Arthropoda; Insecta; Hymenoptera; Formicidae
Product: proteasome subunit beta type-2
Exons: 3
Coding region: 122-745 (207 amino acids)
Biological process (GO): proteasomal protein catabolic process
Cellular component (GO): proteasome core complex
Source: RefSeq, a predicted model, not a curated record
ACUCCUAAACCGAGCAGGCCUGUAUAUAUUUAUAUUAAGAGGUUAACUUGUUUAUCGUGACAGGCACUUUCACUGUGUCGUUUACAUUUGCUUGAGUGGAUAGAAAAGCGUGUGCACGAAAAUGGAGUGCUUAAUCGGUAUUCAAUGCAAAGAUUUCGUGCUAGUUGCGGCGGAUAUGACAACCACACAGUCUAUUAUAGUUAUGAAAAGCGAUGAACACAAAAUCCACAAGAUCUCUAAUAAGCUUGUCAUGGCUAUAUCUGGAGAAUCAGGUGAUACUACACAGUUUUCAGAAUAUAUUGGAAAGAAUAUCCAGCUAUACAAGAUGCGAAACGGCUAUGAAUUAUCCCCUAAAGCUGCGGCGUGUUUCACAAGGAGAAAUUUAGCUGAUUAUCUUAGAAGCAGGACUCCAUACUUUGUCAAUAUGUUACUGGCUGGAUAUGACGACGAUUCAGGACCAGAAUUAUACUUUAUCGACUAUUUAGCAUCUUGUGUAAAAGUCCCUUAUGCGACUCAUGGAUAUGGCGGAAUGUUUUCUAUGUCUGUUUUAGACAGAUAUCACAAAUAUGAUUGCACCGAAGAGCAGGCAUAUACGUUAUUGAAGAAAUGCGUUCAAGAAAUUCAGAAGCGAUUAAUUGUUAAUUUGCCAAAUUUCAAAGUUCAAAAGAUAUCUAAGAACGGAAUCAAAGAUAUGCAACCAAUCACUGCUGAAAACUUGGCUGUGGAAAGUGCUGCUAAAGUAUAAAGAAAAUUUUUUUUGUAGGAAAAUAUUUCCAUUAUAGAAAGAGAGAGAGAGAAAUAAAAGAUGUAAAAUUUGAUGAUAAAAUAA